Gasterosteus aculeatus aculeatus (three-spined stickleback) is the source of this 1994-nucleotide messenger RNA. It is a transcript of the gene tmem165, whose product is annotated as transmembrane protein 165. Gene Ontology annotation, molecular function: calcium ion transmembrane transporter activity; manganese ion transmembrane transporter activity. NCBI's taxonomy places the organism in Eukaryota, Metazoa, Chordata, Actinopteri, Perciformes, Gasterosteidae. The record is from RefSeq and is a predicted model, not a curated record. Gene Ontology annotation, cellular component: Golgi apparatus. Gene Ontology annotation, biological process: Golgi calcium ion transport; manganese ion transmembrane transport; calcium ion transmembrane transport.
CGCGGCAGCAAGGUUCUAACUCCUCCCACUCCGUCGAGCUUCCUCCUCGACGCUCGUGCCGUGUGUCCGUGACGUGUAUCACCGAGUUGCAGAGCUAGGUGGCUAACAUGAAGCUAGCCGACGAUAUCAAGUGACUCGAGGAAGACGAAUCGGAGAGGGAACCGUCGGUACUUCGGCAGCCAUGGUGCGUCUCUCGCUCGCCGGAGGAGACCGGCGGCACGACAGGAGUAUGACGCGCUUCUUCUUUGUGCUCGCCGCGGUGCUGUUGUUGUCGGUCGGAGUCGCCGCCGAACCGGAGGAGCGCAAACCGGCGCUCGAGGCAGCCCCGCAGGAGAAAGCCCCGAGCCCCCACCCGAUCAGUCCGCUGGUGUCCGAGGAUGGCUCCUCUGGCAAAGGGAACCUGGGCUUCAUCCACGCCUUCGUGGCCUCCAUCUCCGUCAUCAUUGUCUCCGAGCUCGGGGACAAGACGUUCUUCAUCGCGGCCAUCAUGGCGAUGCGCUACAACCGCCUCACCGUGCUGACGGGCGCCAUGCUGGCCCUGGGACUCAUGACCUGCCUCUCUGUGCUGUUUGGCUACGCCACCACCAUCAUACCGAGGAUCUACACCUACUACGUGUCCACCGCUCUGUUCGCCAUCUUUGGUGUGCGCAUGUUGAGGGAGGGGCUUAGGAUGAGUCCCGACGAAGGCCAGGAGGAGCUGGAGGAGGUGCAGGCUGAGAUCAAGAAGAAGGACGAAGAGCUCCAGAGGAGCAAUCUGGCUAACGGGACUACAGAUGUGGAGGCCGGCACCACUUCGCCUCAGGGGAAGUGGCACAGCAUCAUCUCGCCCAUCUUCAUCCAGGCGCUCACGCUCACCUUCCUGGCGGAGUGGGGCGACCGCUCGCAGCUGACCACCAUCAUCCUGGCUGCUCGCGAGGAUCCCUUUGGCGUCGCCGUGGGAGGAACUCUGGGCCACUGCCUGUGCACCGGGCUGGCCGUGGUCGGGGGGAGGAUGAUCGCCCAGAAAAUCUCCGUCCGAACGGUUACGAUCAUCGGAGGGAUCGUUUUUCUGGCCUUCGCCUUCUCCGCCCUCUUCAUCAAGCCGGACGCCGGGUUUUAACCCAAACAAGGAAUUCCAGGUUUUCUCUGUAAAUACGUGUAGGAUUUGUCGGCGUUGCCGUAGAGACGGUUGUUUUGACCAUGUGACCCCCCCCCCCCCCCCCCCCCCAGCUAGCUUCCCCUCCUGGUGGAGGAUGAACAGUCUUUGAAAUAACUAAAUAAUGUGGUAGUGAUCGAUGCCUCAAACACAGAAACUCUUCUGAAGACGUAGAAAGAGACAGAUGUUACAGAUGUGCGCUGGGGGAGAAUGAGACUUUGAGCUUCUGCCUUUACGUUUGUUUGUUUUGCCCCCACGUAUUAAAAUGUGCGUGUGAUGUUUGAUUUGUCACAUUGAGGGAAGAACAGCUGUGAUUGUUUACGGUUCUACUACGGAACCAUUUCACCUCUGUGGGUUUUCUUUCUUCUCUUUAGUUUACUAGUUUUCUUUGAUUAAAAGCAGUAAUUUAAUCUGUUGAUUUAUGCUAUUGAUGAAUUUGAAAUGUCCCUUUUUUUUAAAUCAACGAUGGAGGCACGAAUAUUCUGCUGAUAAUCCUGUUUGUUGUGCGUCAUGGAUAGAACCCUUGGAAUACCAUCAUAGAUUCUUCUGCCCCCAUAAUAUAACAAAUAGUUAAAUCACUUUUUAUCAAGAGAUGAACAUAUUCUAAAUACACUUAACUGAUCUCUCUGCUGCCUCAACGACACCUGAAGACGGCAAAUGUAUUCAUUCAUUUGUUUUACUAUUCAUUUCCUCUUCACGUCACCACAAACCUUGGAAAUGGGAAUGUUUUAGUUUUAAAGGUAAACCGAUUAAGCUCCAUCGUCAAUAUUUGACGGGCUGUGAGAUGUACUUCCUGUUUGUAAAGCUUAUAAAAGUCAGCUGAGUGGAAACACAGAGGGAAUAAACUACAGAACCUUUU